AUGACUAAUGCUAGAUCCCUCAAGACAGGCAUCCCGUCCAUAUUAAGGAGAUCCUACGGACAAAAUCAAGUCCAGAUACUCCAGACGAAUAAAGAAUACAACAUGAGAAACAGAUGGAGAAGCCACAGUAGGACCCCUAAUAACCCAAGGAACAGCUAUGACGCUACCCCUGAAGAUCAACCCCAACAGUGA
This is a messenger RNA of Plasmodium inui San Antonio 1, 192 nucleotides long. RefSeq lists its product as hypothetical. The record is from RefSeq and is a predicted model, not a curated record. Lineage: Eukaryota; Apicomplexa; Aconoidasida; Haemosporida; Plasmodiidae. Bases 1 to 192 code for a protein of 63 amino acids. The transcript has a single exon.